Gossypium raimondii (Peruvian cotton) is the source of this 1628-nucleotide messenger RNA. Its product is annotated as transcription factor UNE12. NCBI's taxonomy places the organism in Eukaryota, Viridiplantae, Streptophyta, Magnoliopsida, Malvales, Malvaceae. Gene Ontology annotation, cellular component: nucleus. Gene Ontology annotation, molecular function: RNA polymerase II cis-regulatory region sequence-specific DNA binding; protein dimerization activity; DNA-binding transcription factor activity, RNA polymerase II-specific. Bases 239 to 1153 code for a protein of 304 amino acids. The transcript has 6 exons. Gene Ontology annotation, biological process: regulation of transcription by RNA polymerase II. The record is from RefSeq and is a predicted model, not a curated record.
CUUUUUCCUUCCCUCUUUUUCUUUGUAUAUAUUUGUCUUUUUCUGAUUCUCUCCCAGAGCUGAAGAAAAAAAGGAAGAGGAAAGCCAAAACUCCAAACUUUCUAUUUUGCUUUUAUAUUAUAUUUUUUUUGGUUCAAUUCAGUUUCACCAUUUCCUUUGCAUGUAGAUGCUCUUUGGUUAGUCUCUAACGCCGCUACUUGGACUCACUUUCCGCUGCUAUCUUUUUUUCGGCUUUCUCAUGGCUAAUAACACCAACGAGGCCCCCGCCGCCGAUGAUUUCCUCGAGCAAAUCCUCGGCCUCCCUAACUUUGCGCCCUCUGAAACGGGCUUAGCUGGAUCCGACGCUGGAUUGGCUGCAACCGCUCCUGGAGCUGGAGCUCCAAUGUUUUUGCAGCUCAGCUCCGGUGAUGGCGCCGCUCAUAUCGGCGGAAUCGGCGGCGGUGGAGGCGGUGCGUUUCAUGGGCAGGUUUUCCCCUUGGGCUUGAGCUUGGAGCAAGGGCAAGGCGGGUUUUUGAAACCCGAGGAAGCUUCCGGUAGUGGGAAGCGGUUUCGGAACGGGGUCGUUGAUGACCGGGCUUCUUCUGUAAAAAAUGUUUUCCAUGGCCAACCUAUGCAAGCAACUGUUUCUGCAGCACCACAUCCACCGACAAUGCGUCCAAGGGUGCGCGCUAGACGAGGACAGGCCACGGAUCCUCACAGCAUUGCUGAACGGUUGCGCAGGGAGAGAAUUACUGAAAGAAUCAGGGCAUUGCAGGAACUUGUUCCUAGUGUCAACAAGACUGAUAGGGCAGUCAUGCUUGAUGAAAUUGUAGAUUAUGUCAAGUUCCUGAGGCUCCAAGUUAAGGUUUUGAGCAUGAGUAGGUUGGGCGGAGCUGGUGCAGUGGCACCGCUUGUAACAGACAUUCCACUAUCAUCAGUAGAGUAUGAAAGCGGUGAGGGUGGAAGAAGCCAGCCAGCAUGGGAGAAGUGGUCAAAUGAUGGCACAGAGCAACAGGUAGCUAAGCUGAUGGAAGAAAACGUUGGAGCUGCCAUGCAAUUCCUCCAAUCAAAGUCUCUUUGCAUUAUGCCUAUCUCACUAGCCACUGCAAUUUACCACACACAGGUACCAGAUACCUCCUCUGUUGUUAAGCCAGAAACAAUUCCUCCUGCAUAGACCUGAGGGGAAAAAAAGGGUAGGCAUCCCACAGUCCAUCCUUCAUCCCGCCUUUUAUUUGUCCUAUUCUAACACACCCACUCCCUCCCUCUCUGGCUUGAAAAUGCCAUCAAAGUCAGAUGCCAUAGCUCUUGCUUUUUGCCUUCCUUUCCAGCUCUUUUUCGAUUUUUCAAAACAGGGUUUGAUGUCAAUGCCUUAAAAAAAUCAGAGACAGGCAAUUGAUGUCUCGACAAGUUCGAGUAAAGGGGAAGAAUUGUCAAAUUUCACUUGAUAUGCUCUUCUUUUUUGUAUCAAAAGGGGGAUAGUGGACAAUGAUGGGAGCACUUUUGUAGUGGGGCUCUGAUUUUGUGGUUAGUGGAUUGUGGGACCUGCAAAGAAAAAAAAAAGGAUAGAGAUGAUCCAGAGUAUAAUAUUGUUAUUGUAACAAUGUAUUUUGAAGAUAAAAUCGAAUGCAAAAGUAGAAGAAUUGAUAUUA